This is a messenger RNA of Monopterus albus (swamp eel), 3888 nucleotides long. RefSeq names its product zDHHC palmitoyltransferase 8b (gene zdhhc8b). Gene Ontology annotation, biological process: protein palmitoylation. Gene Ontology annotation, molecular function: palmitoyltransferase activity. NCBI's taxonomy places the organism in Eukaryota, Metazoa, Chordata, Actinopteri, Synbranchiformes, Synbranchidae. The record is from RefSeq and is a predicted model, not a curated record.
UAAGAAGAUCUGAUAUGGUUGGUUAAAGUUUAUUAACGCAGCACAAACCGACACAUAAUAUAGGCUACGUGUAAUUCAACUAUAAUACUUACCAUAACUUUAGAUAGUUUUUCAUGUACUAUUUUAGUGUCAAGAGACUAAUAGAUAAAGCAUUUAAAUUCUGGAUUUAUCAUUUAAAUACGUACCGACUGCUAUACAAUAAGGAUAUAUAAUUUAAGAAUAUUAAUACACAGUGCAGAACACUGUGCCUGGAUUGUAGGAAAGCAAAGCAGCUUUAAACUGCCAGAUAAUAAAUGGACUUUGGUACUGUUCCCUCAACCAAGGCAACACAUAUCUGGAGCUUCCUGGACUAUAUCUUCCAAAACACGAACAAAUCGAGGCGUCCUAAACUUUGAGACAUAUUUUGAUAUUAAAUUAAUUUCAUUUUAAUGCACAUUUCGAUGGUUUGAAGUUCACAUUUACUGUUCGCUGAAUCCCCGGGUAAAAUGAUUGUAGAGUGAAAAUGAUUCAUAAGAAAUGGCAAAUAAUUAACACUAUAGUUCCGAUGAUUUUCUUAAAACACUUGAAGGCUUUCAGAGAGGCUCCACCUUUUCGAGCGGUUCGGUGACCUCAGCAGUGGGCUGGAUUGUAAGGGUGGGAUUUCCAGGCUUUCAGAGAGCUUUAUGUAUUCCUGCCUCUCCGUCUUAGGAUCUAUGCGGCUUCAACGACAGCAUAGACGCGCUGGUUGUGCCUUUCAUAGCCACAGAAAGGCCUGUUUAUUGAACACUGCUUCUUUUCUCUACAUGCGACUCCAAUCGGAAUAAAUACACUGAGGAAUGUGGAAAUUACAGAAUGCCCAACAGCGCUGGAAAGAGAUUUAAACCCACCAAAUACAUCCCAGUGUCCACUGCUGCCACGCUCCUGGUGGGAUCGACCACUUUAUUUUUCGUUUUCACGUGCCCCUGGUUGACAAAGGUCAUCUCUCCCGCUGUGCCUCUCUACAAUGGCCUGGUCUUCCUCUUUGUCUUGGCCAACUUCAGCAUGGCAACCUUCAUGGACCCUGGUGUUUACCCCAGAGCGGACGAGGACGAGGACAAAGACGAUGAUUUCCGAGCGCCGCUCUACAAGAAUGUGGAGAUCAAGGGCAUUCAGGUUCGGAUGAAGUGGUGCGCCACCUGUCACUUCUACAGGCCACCUCGCUGCUCACACUGCAGUGUGUGUGACAACUGUGUGGAGGACUUCGACCACCACUGUCCCUGGGUGAACAACUGUAUUGGACGGAGAAACUACCGCUACUUCUUCCUCUUUCUGCUGUCAUUGAGCAUCCACAUGGUGGGAGUUUUUUCCUUUGGCCUCAUCUUUGUCCUCCAUCACAGAGAGAGGCUGGGUGCACUGCACACCACUGUCACUCUGGUGGUGAUGUGUAUAGCAGGGCUUUUCUUUAUUCCAGUCAUGGGACUCACAGGUUUCCAUAUGGUGCUUGUCGCUCGAGGUCGAACAACCAAUCCGCAGGUGACAGGCAAAUUUCGUGGAGGAGUAAAUCCCUUUACCAAGGGUUGCUGUGGCAACAUGGAGUAUGUCUUAUGUAGUCCCCUGGCACCUAGAUACAUACUGGACCCCAGGAAAAAGCCCCACACCAAUAUCCAGCCCCCUUUCAUCAGACCAGACCUCUCAGACAGACAAAUCACCAUCAGGGUGAGCGACAAUGGCAUCCACGGCACCAUCGUCAGCUCCAGGUCCAAAAGCAGCCUGGACGGCCUGGAUGACAAGGAAACCCAGCCACCACUUCCGCCCAAAGCCGAAAGGUACAACCAGCUGAAAAGCCAACUGACCUCCAGUGAAGAGAGUUCUCUUUCAGGUAAAACACACCCUUCCACUCCAGCCAUGUACAAAUUCAGGCCGUCCUUCGGCACCAUGCCCAAAGUCCACUACCACACUGCUGGAGAGAAGAUUGUCAUGCCAGAUGACCAGAAGAAUCCGGCCAUCCUGGAAGAGGGUGUCCGUGGUCAUGACUACAGAUCUGAGCCAAAUCUGGACAUGCCCGAGUACACCAAUGCUCCCCUCCACCGUACCUUCCAGUCCUCUCCCCUCCAGCUGGACUCCGACCCCAUCAACUCUCGCUCUCUCAGCCUGAACAAUGGCAGCCUGUCUUAUGACAGCCUCCUCAACCCCAGCACCUCCCCUGCCACUGCCAGUGAAUGCAUGGCUCAUCGUAGCGGGCCCUCCAUGGGGUUCCACUCACCCUACCUGCCCGCCAAAAUUAGUCACGUCCGGGAACCUGAAAUGCAGAGGCAGCAGGGCGCCCCCACUUACAGUCCAGUGAUGCCACAAAGGGGUGUUGGCAGGCAGUCCCCUCACCUUAGGGACAGGGACCCAUCUCCAGUGCGCUACGACAACCUCUCCCAGACCAUCAUGGCCUCCAUCCAGGAACGAAAGGAGAUGGAGGAGAGGGAGAAGCGGCAGAUGCUACAUGGGCGCUCUCAGACCCACAUUUAUGCCCAGGACUCUGGUGUGUUUGAUGGGGGCUUUGGCCUACCCCCCAGUGCUUGCUGUCCAGAUGGGUUUCGAGGCCCCGGCUCCAGAGGCCCAACCCCUCCAGCCUACGACGGCUCCAGGGACAACCUGAUGGGGGUUGGGCUGGUUAAUUAUGGACAAAGAACCCCUGUGCUGUGCCAUGCAGGCAACACGGUGAGCCGUGCUACCAGGACUUCAUCCACUUCCCUGCACACAGAUCACAGUAGCACCAACAGCAGCCAGAGCAGGGCCACAGGCCCUGAGGGCCCCUAUCGUUCCCCGGCCCACCAGCCUCACUCCCCUGCUAUGCCCCGAUCCCCCUCCUACUCCCACCAGAAACUCUCCUACAUCCGUGAGAGGACAGAUUUGCCUCGCUUGGGGGGCCCAAGAGAGGCCAUGAAAGUUAAUGGGCAGAUGGACUGCCACCCCAGUGCCCAGGGUGCCACACUCAGCCCUAGCCGCCACAGUAACGUCAAAAAGGUGACUGGCGUAGGAGGCACCACAUAUGAGAUAUCAGUGUGAGCAGGGACACUGCCUCCCGCCUCCAAGGACAUUAGCCACCCUGCUACAAGGAGAUUCUCUCCUGUUAUUUUUGACAAGUGGAGAUAACAGCCAGUCAGGGGUAUGCAGCACUCACUGCUUUGGAGGUCUUCAAUCAGAACAUCUGUCUGUUCCUGUGUGGGUUUGUCUAAUCAAAUGCCCAUGUGUUUGUAUUGGAGGGGGGUGGUUGUCAGGUGACACCACUGCCGGCUGUACUGUAUGUGUGAGGAGUGUUUUGUCGUUAACUUUUUUGUGGCUCAUCGUCUUGAUCGUGAGUGUUGACCGUUCAACAGAUCGUCAGUGUUAUUCCUGUUGUCUCUCAGCUGUGGUCAUGAAACCUACGUUAUUCCAAAUAUCACAACAGAAACCUUGCUCCAGCAAAAGCUGAAGGCUGAGCAAAUAAACACUGACAUCUUUACUAUGGACUUCUGUGAGGAGACACUUAAUGUCCUUCCUGAGUCGGCUGACCUCCACAAGUUAAGGUGCUUCACAUUGACCUAUGCUGUUCAUGUCAUCUCCAGCAUAUGCGGCGGAAUUGUACAGCUCUGAGAAGUGAUGGAGGACAGAUUAAGUUAGAUUAACUGCAAGUGCAGCAGGAAACGCAACACGAGUAAGAUGAGAAGCUAGUAAAGAGGAUAUCGGGGGGGGGAUCAUCCUAUCGUGUCUGGUGGUUGCAUUCCACAUUCAGUGAGAAAGGCUUGCUAUUAAUUACAAGUAAAACUAACUUCACCUUUUAUCAAAAUGAAUUUUCUCAGGAAUGAAUGCAAGCAGCAGAGAUGCUCGUUAUAAAAUCAUACAUUAUGAAUGUCUCAGAGCGAAUAUUUAGGGCUCGAGUAUAGCUUAGCCCCCUUUAUU